CUUCACAACUGUCCAGUUCCUCCUCAGCCCGUGUUCUUUGGUCCUGCACUGCACCAUGGGUAAUUGCUGUAAUUUCACACACCUGUUGGCCUAGCAUAAUGAAGCUGCUAGCACAGUUAGCUCUGUUCUCUAUCCAGUGCAUUCCAGCCUGACUGAGUUGCCUUCUGACGGUCUGGAAGUCUCUGGGUUUUGCUGUAAAUACCUGUAGCUGCCAAUGUGACAAUAUUGAAGAUAUUUUGUCAUGUGGAACCAAGCUUGCAGUCAGCCCUCGGAUGGGAUGCCCAGCCACAAAGCAACUGUAAUGGAUUCCUCCCUGAUGUUGCCACAGAGGUCAACUCUUCUGAUUUUGCCGUGCACAGUGUCUCAGCUGCUGUCUGCCUCUCGAGGCAGCGACAGAACCUUUACAAUCUGCAACUGGGAACUCAACCAGGUCUCUGUGGUGGGCAUCAUCCGAGGAUCGGCUCCCUUUGUGACCAACAUCCAGUACUCUGUGGAUGACAUGACUGGCCCACCUUUAAAUGUGAAGCAGUGGGUUAACACGGAGGACUGUGCUUCUCCUGGAACAUAUGUGAAGGUGACUGGAAGCCUACGCAGUUUGGAUGGUCAAAGGUCAUUGCUGGCAAUGGACAUUCGUUGUAUCAAGGACCUCAAUGAGAUCACGUCCCACAUGUUGGAAGUGGUACAAGCACAUAUGCAGCUUUUUGGAAAGGCAUUUGAUGUGAAUAUGAAUACCAUUGUCAUCGGCCAUGGUGGCGGUGAACAUCCUAAAGGCGUCUUGCCAAAUGGUUUGUCCACCAUCCAGGCUCAGGUGAUGCAUGUGAUCCAGAGUUUCUCUGUCAGCGAUAUUGGCAUCGGGUUCAAUGAACUGCAGUCCCAGCUCAACCACCUCAGCGUGGGAGACCUCAGAGCGUCCCUGACAUUUCUGAUAAAUGAAGGCCAUGCCUUCUUUACCAUUGAUGAGCAUCAUUUCAAGUCAACAGAACAUUAGCGGGCUAGCUGGAGGCAUCACAGUCCUGGAUCUGAUCAGGAUGUACCCACAUUUUUGGAGUGACAUACAUAUUUUUUUGGUUAAAUUUAGUAAGUUUAUAACUAGUGCUGUAGCUGAUGGCUUUGUUUGUCUUGGUCUAAAUAUGUUAUACCCUGUGGGAUUACACAAACGGGGUUUAUAGUGCAUAGAAUUACUGCCCUGAUGUAUUGCUCUGACUUCUUUAUGCUGACCAUAUAUAUUUUUUUUCUAAGUUGUGUAUGUGUGCUGAAUUUGUCUGUACCCUGCAAAUGUUAUGUUUGCUGUAUAUAAAGGGACUGUGACUCAUCAGAAUCAA
Messenger RNA from Perca flavescens (yellow perch), 1322 nucleotides. RefSeq names its product replication protein A 32 kDa subunit. Lineage: Eukaryota; Metazoa; Chordata; Actinopteri; Perciformes; Percidae. Gene Ontology annotation, cellular component: site of double-strand break; chromosome, telomeric region; nucleus. Gene Ontology annotation, molecular function: single-stranded DNA binding. The record is from RefSeq and is a predicted model, not a curated record. The transcript has 9 exons. Bases 242 to 988 code for a protein of 248 amino acids. Gene Ontology annotation, biological process: double-strand break repair via homologous recombination; DNA replication; nucleotide-excision repair.